CCAUGGCUUAAUCUGGGAGGGUCUGACUUCUGUUCACUAUGUGCCCAUCAUCUGUGGUGUCCACUGCCAGCUGCCCCUGUAAGAUCCCUGUCCUUGCUUUGAGUCUGCCUGUUGUGUAUCUGACUCUCCUAUAGUAGGGUUGACCCUUACUGGUCCUCCUGGGAGUCUCUUUUGUUCUAAGAUCUCCAACCAGACCUGUUCCCCAUGUCUGCUGCACCAGGUCUCCUGCACCAGGAGCUGUCCUGUCCGUUGUGCCUGCAGCUGUUCGACGCUCCUGUGACCGCUGAGUGCGGCCACAGUUUCUGCCGYGCCUGCCUGGGCCGUGUGGCAGGGGAGCCAGCAGCGGAUGGCACAGUGCUUUGCCCCUGUUGUCAGGCACCCACACGGCCGCAGGCGCUUAACACCAACCUGCAGCUGGCUCGCCUGGUGGAAGGUCUGGCACAGGUGCCACAAGGCCACUGCGAGGAACACCUAGAUCCUCUGAGCAUCUACUGCGAGCAGGACAGAGCACUGGUGUGCGGUGUUUGUGCCUCUCUUGGUUCACACCGCGGCCACCGCCUGCUGCCUGCGGCCGAGGCCCAUGCACGCCUCAAGACACAACUCCCACAGCAGAAGCUGCAGCUGCAGGAGGCCUGUAUGCGCAAGGAGAAGAGUGUGGCUGUGCUGGAGCAUCAGCUGAUGGAAGUGGAGGAGACAGUGCGUCAGUUCCGGAGUGCUGUUGGGGAGCAGCUGGGCAAGAUGCGGCUGUUCCUGGCUGCGCUGGAGGGUUCUUUAGACCGUGAGGCAGAAAAAGUUCGGGGUGAGGCAGGAGUUGCUUUGCGGCGGGAGCUGGCAGGUUUAAACUCUUACCUGGAGCAGCUGCGGCAGAUGGAGAAGGUGCUGGAGGAGGUAGCUGACAAGCCACAGACUGAAUUUCUCAUGAAAUACUGCCUGGUGACCAGCAGACUGCAGAAGAUCCUGUCAGAGUCACCACCACCUGCACGUCUGGAUAUCCAACUGCCUGUGAUCUCAGAUGACUUCAAGUUUCAGGUGUGGAAGAAGAUGUUCCGGGCUCUGAUGCCAGCGCUAGAGGAGCUGACUUUUGACCCAAGCUCAGCGCACCCCAGUCUCGUGGUGUCUCCCUCUGGCCGCCGUGUGGAAUGCUCAGAGCAGAAAGCGCCGCCAGCGGGCGAGGAUACUCGCCAGUUCGACAAGGCCGUGGCGGUGGUGGCGCACCAGCUGCUCUCCGAUGGCGAGCACUACUGGGAGGUAGAGGUGGGCGACAAGCCUCGCUGGGCUCUCGGCGUGAUGGCAGCGGAUGCCACCCGACGUGGCCGACUGCAUGCAGUACCCUCACAGGGCCUUUGGCUGCUGGGGCUGCGCGAUGGCAAGAUCCUGGAGGCGCACGUGGAGGCCAAGGAACCACGUGCUCUGCGAAACUCUGACAGGCGGCCUUCACGGGUGGGCCUCUACCUAAGCUUCUGUGAUGGUGUCCUCUCUUUCUAUGAUGCUAGUAAUUCCGACGCGCUCGAGCUGCUCUUUGCCUUCCACGAGCGCCUACCUGGGCCGGUGUAUCCCUUCUUUGACGUGUGCUGGCAUGACAAGGGCAAGAAUGCCCAGCCGCUAUUGCUCGUGGGGCCUGAUGGGGAGGAGGCCUGAGCCACCUGUCUGGGUGGGAGAGGGGUGCUGGGGUCCUGACCAUAGGAAGAGUCUCCUUUGUCAGGCCUGGAGGGACUUGGGUGGGGGGCGGGUGGCCAGGGCUGAAGACAGGGCAGAGGGGCUGGAUACUGGGGUGUCUCCAAAAGUUCUGAAAAGUAUGGGAGUUGGCAUAAACGGGAACAACUGAGAGGGAUUAGGGUGUCCUUGUGAAUGGGACCCAUAAGGAAGGGAGAUCCAGAGUCAGGUCAGUUAGGUAAUCUUUUUCUGGGGACCAGGAGGCCCAGAGUUCCAGGAAGAAACUGAGGUUGAGGGAGAAGAGGGAAUGCGGGUUAGAUUUGGUGAAGAUUGAGGUGAGAAGUUUGAGAAAUCUGAAGAAGGGGUGCCUGGAGCCUCACAUCCCACUCCUCUGUAAGGCCCUGGGGCAGGAGCUCUAGACUCCCCAAACCUGAAGACCUUUUACUUAGUGCUUGUUUCAGAUGGUCUUUUUCAAAUCAUGGAGUAGUGACUAGAUAAAACAUAGAUAGUUGAUAUUCUGAUGCAGUAGGUCUGAGGCAACAARAAAUUAUCACUUUUAAUAAGUUCACUGGGAAUCCUGAUGCUGCUGGUCACAGUGGGAUCACACUUAGAAGCACACCCUGCCUCUUUAGCCAGCCAUUAGUUAGAUCAAGUCAUAAGUCCAAAAUAUAUUCCUCCAUUCUACAGACAUUUAAAAACUGCCAGAGCCUUGGUGGGUAAAUAAGUCAAACUUCAACUUAUUUCCCUUUGCUUCUGGAAUGUCUUAGACACCGAGGAAAUCCCCCAGGUUGCCCACCAAGAGAAAAAACCUGAUGCUAGACCCUCUWUGGGCCCUGCUGCUUGUGGAAAAUAAAAGAUUCCCACUAGGGUUUACAGAAUUGGCCUCUCACUACUUACUUCUUGGUUCAUACCUUUAGUUUUAUCUCAGAGGCUGCUCCAGAGUAACCACUAAGGCUCAAGGUGAGUUUGCUGGAGGGAGAGGCCUUUGGGGAUUUGAGCAGGUAGGAUUGGAGGCUGCUCUACCAUUUAUCCAAAGGUGAUGGCCCUGAUCAUUCACUCUCACAGGCUAGAUCUGUCACUGCUGCUGUGUGACAGACAGAGCCUGGGGUCCCCUGGCUCCUGAAUCUGUGUGGGGAUUUUCUUGUUGGGGGCUGAUUAUGGGACUGAGAAGGUAAAAGGAGAUUGUGGGUGGGAUAAGAAAGACUUAAAGGGGGAAUACAUUUGAGUGUGUCUCUCAGAGGGAGGCCUGUAGACCUUGGCUUUGGGAGACAUGGAGGAUUAAUUUAAGAAGUUCUUUCAUGCUAGAAAGUAAAGCAAUAAAGUUAAAAGAAUUACUUGGKUGUAGAAUCCAGCACCAUUAAUAAAAACUAUUAUAAUCGA
This is a messenger RNA of Urocitellus parryii (Arctic ground squirrel), 3033 nucleotides long. It is a transcript of the gene Trim72, whose product is annotated as tripartite motif containing 72. Lineage: Eukaryota; Metazoa; Chordata; Mammalia; Rodentia; Sciuridae. The record is from RefSeq and is a predicted model, not a curated record. Gene Ontology annotation, molecular function: protein binding; zinc ion binding.